AAUUUCGCGGUCACACUGCCUUUUUACAAAUAUACACAAAAAAUAAACAAAACAAACCACAAAUCGCUUCCUUUUCUGGCGACGCGACAAUGACCGACUUUGACUCUCGUCUAAUUAGGUUAAUACGCGGCAACCCCAAGCUCUUUGAGCGUGAAAUCCGCACCACGCCAUACGCAUUGAAGAGAAAGGACAAAGAGGAGCUGUGGCGCACCAUUGCGACAUCCCUGCAAACGGAUGUCAAAACAUGCACAACCCGUUGGGAGCACCUCAAGUCGAAACUGCACCAGGAAUUGGCCAAAGAAGCCGAGGGUGUCGGCUCCACUUGGAGCCUGCUGCCCAAAAUGCGAUUCCUGAAGCCAAGUGGCAUGGCUGUCAGAAGUCCCCACCCAUCGGAUGCACUUAUUGAGGAGGUGCACGACGAAGAGGAUACGCUGCAAGAGGCAAUGGACGAACAGUGCACGGGCGCCGUGGCAAGUGUUAGUGCCCAAAUUUCCUCCUCCCCAGCGCGCGCUUUAACCCCAGCCGAUACCAUGAAACGCGUCGGAGUCCUGCUAGAGGGGUUGGGCGAGGAAGAUUGCGUUAAGGCGGGAAAACGAAUCAUUGCGUACUUGUGCAAAUGCAAUCUGCGUGCCUUGGAGUGUAAACCAAUCGACGAUUUAGUUAUUUAGUUGAGAAAGGGAGCCCUAAACGAACUGAUUAGCUUUAGAUUUUGUUUGUAUUUAAGCUCUUCGCUGCUUCGGUGGGUGGUCCUGGGUGCUGGGUACUGGGCACACAAAAAUCGAAUUCAACCACGCCAAAAACUCCUACUAUGACGCAGUUCAGUUUGUGGAACUGGUCAAAGAGUGCGCGCGCAAGCAAUAACAUGUCCAAUAGCCCCAUGUCUGGAUCAGUCUGUGGUGUGGGGUGGUGGGGGUUCAGAAGGGGGUAUGCGCGACGACGCCAAAACAAGCAUUUAGUUUAUUAAUUUGAUGACUCCGCGAGCGCAGACCAUGCGAUAUUAGCGAAAACCAAAACCAAAGCAAAACGAACGAAGGCGCGUCGUCGUCGCUGUGCACCACCCUUAACUACUGUGUGUGUC
This is a messenger RNA of Drosophila obscura, 1078 nucleotides long. Its product is annotated as transcription factor Adf-1. NCBI's taxonomy places the organism in Eukaryota, Metazoa, Arthropoda, Insecta, Diptera, Drosophilidae. The record is from RefSeq and is a predicted model, not a curated record. Gene Ontology annotation, biological process: regulation of transcription by RNA polymerase II. Gene Ontology annotation, cellular component: nucleus; transcription regulator complex. Bases 90 to 668 code for a protein of 192 amino acids. The transcript has 2 exons.